Messenger RNA from Malurus melanocephalus (red-backed fairy wren), 1828 nucleotides. It is a transcript of the gene CTSH, whose product is annotated as cathepsin H. Bases 137 to 1126 code for a protein of 329 amino acids. The transcript has 12 exons. The record is from RefSeq and is a predicted model, not a curated record. Gene Ontology annotation, molecular function: cysteine-type endopeptidase activity. NCBI's taxonomy places the organism in Eukaryota, Metazoa, Chordata, Aves, Passeriformes, Maluridae. Gene Ontology annotation, biological process: immune response. Gene Ontology annotation, cellular component: lysosome.
CAUUGCUCCGCCCCCUGGCACCGAUUCGGCCCGUUUCGGCUCCGAUCGAGUGCGUUCGGCGUGGCUCGGUUGGGUUCGGCUCCGUUCCGUCCCGUCCGUCCUGGUUCGGCUUGACUCGGCCCGGUCCGGUCCGGCCAUGGGCUGGCYCCUGUUACUGACCGCGGCCGCGCUCCUGGCCCCCGCCGCCGCCUGGGAGCCCUUGGCCGAAGAGGAGCAGCUGUUCAAGGCCUGGAUGCUGCAGAACAACCGGUGGUACGGCCCGGACGAGUACCCGCGCAGGCUGCGCAUCUUCCUGGACAACAAACGGCACAUCGAGGAGCACAACGCCGGCAAUCACAGCUUCCAGAUGGGCCUGAAUCAGUUCUCGGAUCUGACCUUCGAAGAGUUUAAAAAACUGUACYUGUGGAGUGAGCCCCAGAACUGCUCAGCGACCAAGGGSAACUUCCUGCGCAGCUCGGGGCCGUAUCCCGACUCUAUCGACUGGAGGAAGAAAGGAAAUGUCGUGACACCUGUGAAAAACCAGGGUGCCUGCGGGAGCUGCUGGACCUUUUCCACCACAGGCUGUUUGGAGUCUGCUAUYGCCAUUGCCACAGGAAAGCUGCUCUCUCUGGCGGAGCAGCAGUUGGUUGAUUGUGCCCAGGCCUUUAACAACCAUGGCUGCAGUGGGGGCCUGCCAAGCCAAGCCUUCGAGUACAUCCUGUACAACAAAGGGCUCAUGGGGGAGGACAGUUACCCGUACCGGGCCAAGAACGGCACCUGCAAGUUCCAGCCAGAGAAAGCCAUUGCCUUUGUCAAGGAUGUUGUCAAUAUCACWCAGUAUGAUGAGGAUGGCAUGGUGGAAGCUGUGGGGAAACACAACCCMGUGAGCUUUGCCUUUGAGGUGACGGCUAACUUCAUGCACUACAGAAGAGGAGUGUAUUCCAACCCACGCUGUGAGCACACCCCUGACAAGGUGAACCAUGCCGUCCUGGCCGUGGGCUAUGGAGAGGAGAAYGGGACUCCUUACUGGAUCGUCAAGAACUCCUGGGGCCGGCUGUGGGGCAUGGAGGGGUAUUUCCUUAUUGAACGAGGCAAGAACAUGUGUGGUCUUGCUGCUUGUGCCUCUUACCCUGUCCCUCAGGUGUAGGAGGGCAGUGCAGGCCGGGGACAGCAGAACAGGGCUGGAGUGACUGAUSGUGUUCCAAUUUCCGAGUGCUGGAAUGACGAAAGGGAGAAGGAGGCRCAACGCCUGCCUGCUGAAAGCUGUUACCUGCAGGCACGUUCCUGGGCUUGUACACAAAAACCUCCUACAGCAGCAAGAGCUGUGCCUCCUCCCUUCAGCCAAACCCAGCCGUGCUCCGUGCCAGGUUCCCCGCUGCUGCCAGCCGUGUGUGCCCGGGUGUGCCUCCAUCCUGUCCCAACCAGGGACACCUGUAGGAGCAGCAGGGGCUGCUGGGGUGCUGGGAAACCACACAGGCACCGAUUUAGGGCACACGGAGACCCCCCCCCGUCCUUCAGGUGGCUUUUUUUUUGCAAUCACCAGGUGUAAAUUGUAGCGAUUUUAAAAUUUUCUUAAAAGGCAAUUUCCCUGUUCUGUAAAAGGAUGAAUGCUGUGAUUUAUACGCUUUAUCUAUUUUCACGAAAUGUCUGCUGUUUUUUAUAUUAAAAAAUAGGGUAUUUUAAUGCACAUAGAGAAGAAAAGGGUGAUUUUUCUUUAACCCAUCARUCAAGACUCGAGAAAAUCAGUGCUGAUUGUGAACAGGUGCUGGGGAAAUUAAGCCGCCUAUAAAUAGAGGCAUGUCUGUGUUAUUUCACACUGAAAUUUGGCACUGACAAUAAAGCUGUCUCG